AUGGAUGGGAUAAUCUGCUUUCUCUUGUCGAUGGUAAUUAUGCUUUCAUCACAUGGACAACAUACGAAAGCUGCCGUAAGAAUUAGCCUAAAAGCCAAACCACUAAGCUUGGGUAAUGGCAUUAACUCGACCACAUUUGAGACAUCAAAAAACCGCAUUAGGCUACGAAAUGACCAAAUCUACUACUACAGUGAUAUCGGCAUUGGAACACCAAACCAAAACUUCAUAGUCAUUUUCGAUACGGGAAGUGCGGAUUUAUGGGUACCGGGUACAAAUUGGCCUCGUGAUGAAGGACUUCCCACAUAUGAUUCAGGGAAUAGCCUAACUCACAUAAAUAAUGAUAACCCCGAACCCGCAGAAAUCAGUUAUGAUCUAUAUAAGAUUGCUGGUCUCCUUAAUACUGAUGAUGUCACCGUUGGUGAUAUGAUUGUUAAAAGACAAACUUUCAUAGCGGCAGACGGAGAAAUAAAAGAUGGAGGAGGUUUUCUUGGAUUACAAGCUUUCGAUGGUAUUUUCGGGCUGGCAUUCCAAUCGAAUUCUGUGAGGAAUAUAGUUCCGGUUUGGUAUAACAUGGUAGCUCAAGAUCUUGUUCAAGACAAAGUUUUCUCAAUUUGGUUAAAAUACUACAACCCACAUGAUAAAGACGGUGGAGCUAUCAUUUUUGGCGGAUUUGACAUGGCGCACUUCACAGGCGAGCACACGUAUACUCCCAUCACCAACAAACACUAUUGGGAGUUUAAGAUGGAGGAAGUACUCAUCGGAGGGAGGAGAACUGGGCAUUGCAUCGAAGGCUGUUCUGUCAUGCCUGACUCCGGCACUUUCGACUCUAUAAUUAAGGAAAUUAAUGAAGCUAUUGGGGCGGAUGGUGAUGGGAAGGUGGACUGUGAGAUGGUUCCUUCGAUGCCAGAAGUUUCCUUCACCAUUGGUGAAAGAUAUAUACGUUUUUGGGGUGAUGGAACGGAAGAGUGCUCAAGCAAUUUCGUGGCCAAUGCCGGGGAUAAUGAUGAUUAUCAUGAAGAUAAUCUUUGGAUUUUGGGAGUGGUCUUCAUGAGACGAGUCCAUACGAUAUUCGAUUUCCAAAAUGAAAGAAUCGGGUUUGCCGAUGCCGUACAAUCAGGGUAG
Capsella rubella is the source of this 1122-nucleotide messenger RNA. Its product is annotated as cardosin-E. Gene Ontology annotation, molecular function: aspartic-type endopeptidase activity. The record is from RefSeq and is a predicted model, not a curated record. Lineage: Eukaryota; Viridiplantae; Streptophyta; Magnoliopsida; Brassicales; Brassicaceae. Gene Ontology annotation, biological process: proteolysis. The transcript is spliced from 7 exons. Bases 1 to 1122 code for a protein of 373 amino acids.